AAUAUGGCACCUCCACAUCCGAGAGAUCCCUCUACUGCUGCAAACUAUGAACAGGUCACUGUUUCCCACUACGCUCUCAAGUGGAAAGUUGACUUUGAGAAAAAGCAUAUUGCUGGAGAUGUAUCAAUUACGUUGGAUGUUAAGCAGGAUACUGAAAGAAUUGUUCUGGACACUCGUGAUCUAUCGGUCCAAUCAGUCGCCUUGAAUUUGAACGGCGAGCCGAAAAAGGCUGGAUUCACAUUGGAAGACAAUCAAGCUCUAGGGCAGAAACUUGUCAUCACAACUGAAAGCUUGAAGUCCGGUGAUAGGCCAGUACUCGAAAUCAAGUAUGAAUCCAGCAAUAAUGCGGCUGCUCUUCAAUUUUUGACUGCUGAACAAACCACGGAUAGAGUUGCUCCUUAUCUAUUCUCUCAAUGCCAAGCAAUUAAUGCUCGUUCAAUCGUCCCCUGCAUGGAUACUCCAUCGGUUAAAAGUACCUACGAAGCUGAAGUAUGCGUUCCAAUUGGAUUAACCUGCCUUAUGUCAGCUAUUGGACAAGGAUCAACACCAUCUGAAUGUGGAAAAAGAACAAUUUUCUCUUUCAAACAGCCAGUUUCAAUUCCAUCGUAUCUUCUUGCGAUUGUUGUUGGACAUUUGGAACGGAAGGAAAUCAGCGAAAGAUGCGCCGUCUGGGCCGAGCCAUCUCAAGCAGAAGCUUCGUUUUACGAAUUCGCUGAAACUGAAAAAAUUCUGAAAGUUGCUGAGGAUGUUGCCGGUCCGUAUGUCUGGGGAAGAUAUGAUUUGGUUGUUCUUCCAGCAACUUUUCCAUUUGGAGGAAUGGAGAAUCCUUGUCUCACUUUCAUUACUCCAACUCUUCUUGCUGGUGAUCGCAGUCUCGUCAACGUUAUUGCUCAUGAAAUUUCACACAGUUGGACUGGAAAUCUCGUCACUAAUUUCUCCUGGGAACAUUUCUGGCUAAACGAAGGAUUUACAGUUUUCUUGGAGAGAAAGAUUCAUGGUAAAAUGUACGGAGAACUGGAGAGACAAUUUGAAAGUGAAAGUGGAUACGAAGAAGCUCUCGUUCGCACUGUCAAUGAUGUUUUUGGACCAGAUCAUGAAUAUACAAAACUUGUUCAAAAUCUUGGAAAUGCUGACCCAGAUGACGCUUUUUCAUCAGUUCCAUACGAAAAAGGAUCGGCACUGUUGUUCACAAUUGAGCAGGCACUGGGUGAUAAUUCUCGUUUUGAACAGUUCCUGAGAGAUUACAUUCAAAAAUAUGCCUAUAAAACUGUCUCUACUGAAGAGUGGAAAGAGUAUCUCUAUGAUUCAUUCACUGAUAAGAAGGUUAUUCUGGACAAUAUUGACUGGAAUUUGUGGCUUCACAAAGCCGGACUUCCACCAAAGCCAAAAUAUGACUCAACUCCGAUGCAAGCUUGCAAGGAUCUUGCCGCUAAAUGGACUACAGAAGGAUCCGAGGCACCAACUGACGGAGAAGUCUUCGCAAAGAUGUCUAAUUCUCAAAAGCUUGCUGUUCUCGAUGCAGUUCGUGUGAACAAGACUAUGUUUGGAGAUCGAAUGCCUGCGUUGACAGCCACCUAUAAACUGGAUCAGGCUAAAAAUGCAGAGCUAAAAUUCUCAUGGCUGAUGCUUGGUCUCGAAACGAAGUGGUCUCCGAUUGUUGAUGCAAGUCUAGCGUUCGCGUUGGCUGUUGGUAGAAUGAAGUAUUGCAAACCAAUUUACAGAUCUUUGUUCGGAUGGAGUGCAACACGUGAUCGAGCCAUCUCACAAUUCAAGGCAAACAUCCCAAAUAUGCAUCCAAUCACUGUGAAAGCAAUCCAAAGUCUUCUCAAAUAAGUAGACAAUUCUAUCGCAUGUACAUCGCAUAAUUUUUCAUCGUUUAUUAUUUUUAUUUAUCAAUCGAUUAUCGAACUGUAAAAGUAAAGAUCCUAUCAAGUGUACCCGGCUCAUUUCUCUUCCCGAAUCUUCCGUAAAUCAUAGUCUGACCAGUCGUACUUGCAUUUGUACGGCAUGAAUCGUUCUGGUACACCUUUCAGACGUAGUAAUCGCAUCUCUUUCCAUUUAUCAUAAUCUUUUUGUGAAUCUCUGUAAGUAGUUAAAGUUAUUAUAUAAACC
Molecule: messenger RNA, 2112 nt
Organism: Caenorhabditis elegans
Lineage: Eukaryota; Metazoa; Nematoda; Chromadorea; Rhabditida; Rhabditidae
Gene: ltah-1.1
Product: Aminopeptidase ltah-1.1
Biological process (GO): proteolysis
Cellular component (GO): cytoplasm
Molecular function (GO): zinc ion binding; metallopeptidase activity; hydrolase activity
Source: RefSeq, marked reviewed